Molecule: messenger RNA, 912 nt
Organism: Olea europaea var. sylvestris
Lineage: Eukaryota; Viridiplantae; Streptophyta; Magnoliopsida; Lamiales; Oleaceae
Exons: 2
Coding region: 1-912 (303 amino acids)
Source: RefSeq, a predicted model, not a curated record
AUGGCCGUUGCUUUGAUUGGCAGAGCACCAAGUAGUUUGCCAAGUAACACGAAAAUAAGCCCUAAAGAACAUGCUAAGGAAAUUACAACUCGAAGUGGAAGGCAACUACCUGAGAUACAUGUAAAAAGGCUGGGUAUAAAUCCAGAAAUAACAUCUCUUGUUGUAGAAAAGACUAUAAAGCAUAACAAGCAGAUAAAGGAAUCUACCCCAGCUGGAGGACCAGGCAAAUCACAAGAUAAAGCAAUAGCAACCGUAAACCCUCAUGAGCCUCCCAUACCUUUCCCACAAAGGUUAAAGAAGCAGAAGUCGAAGCAACCAUAUAAAAGGUUUCUCGAAGUUUACAAGAAGCUCCACAUUAACAUCCCAUUCGUCGAAGCAUUAGUCCAGAUGCCUAGCUACAUAAAAUUCCUAAAGAACAUCCUAUCAAAUAAAUGCAAGCUGGAGGAACACGAGACGAUCAUGCUAACUGGGAUGCAGCUCCAGAAUUCAGAAGAAGCUCCCACUGAAAUUGAAAGAUCCAGGGAGUUUUACUGCGACUAUAGUGAUCUACAGCUGGCUGGCAAGUCAUUGACACAUCCCAAGGAAAUAAUAGAGGACGUAUUUAUCAAGGUUGAAAAAUUCAUAUUCUCUGUCAAUUUCCUCAUAUUGGACAUGGAAGAAGACGAGGACAUCCCAUUGAUACUUGGUAAACCAUUCUUGGCAACGGGGAGAACUUUAAUUGAUGUUCAGAAUGGGCAGUUGAUUUUGAGAUUGGGAGAAGAGCAUAUUUCGUUUAAUGUCUUCAAGGUGAUGAAACUACCUACAGAGUCAGAUAGUUGCUUCCAAAUCGACGUGAUUGACGAGGUGGUUCAAGAUUCAUUUUUGCUACACAAUCCAUCUAAUGCUUAUGAAGCCUGCAUUGCAAACUCUUAG